AUGUUGUUAACCACGUUUCUUUUAACAUUUGCACUAUUAUCGAUAGUUUACUUAUAUUUAAAACGCAAAUAUUUCACAUUAGUUGGUCCCUUGCCGGGUUUACCUCCAAGAUUCUUGUUUGGCAAUCUGCUGGACGUAGAUAUUCUCAAGGGUGAACCGCUCGUAAAUGUUUAUGCUAAGCUACAACAGACAUAUGGAGAUGUUUGUCAGUUUUGGGCAGGACCCGAUCAUUUUUAUAUGUUCAGUAAAGUUGAACAUUUUCAACACAUCUUCACUCAUCGAAACAUCUAUGACUUGGCUGAUGUGUCUAUACGAUUCUUCGGUUUACAAAUGCCAUCGAGUUUAUUAGCUAUUAAAGGUGAACAAUUUAAGCGACAUGCACGCGUUAUGUUACCGAUGUUUAAGAAAAACAAAGUAAUAUCACAUGUAAAUACAAUUAUUGAUUGUACAGAUAAAUUAAUUCAUUUAUGGCGACAUGAACAACCAGAAGAACUAAACGAAAAUAUUGUCCAGCAAUCAAAGAGUUUACUUUUGGAUAUUAUCGGUUUCAUUGCAUUUGAUUACGAUUUACAAACGGUUGAACAAAGUGAACAAGAUGAGAAGAAAGAACUGACCAAAGCUCUGAAUAUUUUCAUUAAUAUGCACCACACGAUUAUGCAAGCUGCAUUUGUUCCGACGAUAUUAUUUAAAUGGUGGCUAAAAUUGAAUUUAAGAUAUCAAAAUGCAUUAAAAACAUUACAAUACACAGCGUACAGUAUUAUCGCUAAGGAAUCUGAAUAUACGGGACACCAGGUAAAGCCCAAAAAUCUCAUUUCCAUGUUAGUAUCAUCAUUGCAAAAAAAUGAAGAAGAUGAACGAAAAAAAUCAGAAGUAGACAAAUAUGGUUUAUCACGCGCAGAAUUAUUAGAUGAAAUUUUAUUAUCCAUUGGUGCCGGUUUCGAAACCACAUCGACUGCAUUAGCAUGGUUUAUCUAUUAUAUGAGCAAACAUGCUCAUAUACAAGAGAAAAUCAAGCAAGAAUUACGAGCAAAUAAUAUUAUGGCUCAGACUUAUCUGAAUAUAGAAUUGUUGGAUAAAUUAACAUAUGUUGAUUGUGUUAUGAAAGAAGUUCUAAGAUAUGCACCAAUUAUUGAUUGUACCGUGAGAACAUUAACUCAGGACGAUGAAAUCGAUGGUAUUAAAUUGAAGAAAGGUGAAAGCGUUUUAAUGGCAUUCUAUAACGUUCAUAUGGAUAAACGAUAUUGGAAUUUGGAUCCUCAGCAAUUUAUUCCCGAGCGCUUUUUAUCUGAAGAUAAAAACCAUCAUCCACUUGCUUUAGGUACAUUUGGUGGUGGACAUCGUGCAUGUGCUGGUCAAGAUCUUGCUCGGCUAGAAUUAAAAAUAAUCAUAACACGUCUCAUGCAGUACGUGACGUUUAUCGAUGGAGGUCAAGAAAAGAAUAGCGGUGGAAAACAACAAAGCCUUACCUGUACACCGAAGAAUGUAGCUGUCUAUAUUCAGUUUGAUUAA
Molecule: messenger RNA, 1509 nt
Organism: Didymodactylos carnosus
Lineage: Eukaryota; Metazoa; Rotifera; Eurotatoria; Philodinida; Philodinidae
Source: the annotation of a GenBank genome assembly